UGCGGGCUGCGAAGUGAUAUUGUAGUCGCGAAAAUGGGUGCGAUAAAGAAGUAUUGUAAGAAAGAAUUCCAAAUUCAAAAAUUCAAAUUUGAAUAUGAUGAUGGAGAGGAUUUUUGCAUCGGUUGCUUUCAACAGAAUCGUUCGUGUCUACCCCUUUUAAUAAUACGGGGUUUAUUAUUUUUAUGUUCCGUGGCUAUAGUGGUAUCAUCGAUAGUGCUAGUGUCAGAAACAGGAAAGGGCGCCUUCUGGCCGAUAUAUUUGACUCAUUGGGGAAUUUUUCUAAUGAUGGUCUCUACUGGUUUUGGAUUUGGGAUUUCACUGCACCGCUAUAUGAAGGGACCUAUUGAUACGUCAUUUGGACUACCUUGGUAUAUAAUUGUAUAUUGGUUGUUAUACAAUGUGGCUGUACCGUUAGCCGUGUUUAUUACUGUCUUCUAUUGGGCAUUUUUGUCCGGAUUAGCAGACUCCGAAGAAGUCGCUGGAUUAGAAUUUGCACCAAACAAAGUGCUGGAUAUCUUCAUUCACGCCAUAAACAGUGUGGUGAUGUUAUUACUACUGCUAACAUCUCGUCAUCCCAUGUACUUACUACACUUCUAUAAUGUGUUUGGCGUUGCUCUGAUCUACAUGUUCUUCAGUAUUAUUUACUGGGCAGCAGGCGGCACUGACCAAUUCGGACACACAUUUAUCUACCCCAUGUUAGACUGGGAGCAGCCGGCUGUGGCGUCAAUAGCUGUAGUAUUUUGUGCUGUUCUUAUCAUUAUAGUUCAUGUAAUCAUUACCUUGUUAACUGUGGCAAGGGAUGCCCUUGGAAAACGAUAUCGAAAUGAUAAUUCUAUAGAUUUUUCGAGUAAUAUGUACAGUUAAGGAGUUAGAAACAGUGUAUUGAAAGCUAAUGCUACAUACUAUAAGAUAAUUUUAGUUAGUGUAUAAACUGUAUGAGAUUUAAACGUUUAUGAAUAAGGUGCUUAUGUCUAUUCUUCGGCUGUAGCGCUGUACGCAACUUAAUAGUGUAAGGGUCAAGAAUUAGCGCAAAUUAUGACUUCCGUAUAUCAAAAAUGUAUUGGUUUUGACAUACUGGAUAGUACCAACUAAAUAACUCAAGACAUUAUACUAUAAUAACGUUUUAUGAAGCUUUGCAAUCCAUAAUUUAUUUUGAAGGCUUUUAACAUAAAAUAUGAACAUUGUAAAUAAGGCGUAACAUUUUAU
Molecule: messenger RNA, 1206 nt
Organism: Pieris brassicae (large cabbage white)
Lineage: Eukaryota; Metazoa; Arthropoda; Insecta; Lepidoptera; Pieridae
Product: protein rolling stone-like
Exons: 4
Coding region: 34-864 (276 amino acids)
Cellular component (GO): membrane
Source: RefSeq, a predicted model, not a curated record